GCAGUCAACAAGCGCUGGCAAUUAGGCCCCCCUUCUCUGUCCGGGCGAGUCUUGGAGCUUGCAUUUGCAUGCCGAGAACGCUACAGUACGAGGGCCGUGAUUGUUUUCUGUUUCGUCGUCGAAGUCUGAUGACACCUCAGGUGUCAUUUAGCGACUCUUCGUGUGCAAGUAGGCCAUCGAGAUAAGCAUCAAGGUUUCCCGCAUGCAUGAAAAGUAUUCGGUGAAGCCUGUUCAAGCCCAUAUGUGGUCACUCCAUCCCGUUCCCCAAAGCUCUGUAGUUUUAUUAUUCGUCUUGCAUCUUCCGUUCUGCUGCGUCUUGCUGCGUCUUGCUCCCCCUCACCAACCCUUGACAAUCGCAACGCCACAAUAGGCGACACCUUAUCGAUAUAUAUAUCACCCUUCCCCCACCAAACCACCGAUCGCCUCACUUUUCAACUCAAUCCUUGAACCUGUCUUGCCUUUUUGAAAAAGCAAGGCUGCGAUACCGUUCGGACCUUUUGCGGCUCUGGACGAACGCUACUGAACCCAAUUGAACUUCUAAUAUCUCCAUAUAUCUGACCGCAGUCCAUCCUUUUGUCGCCCGACACUGUCAUUGUCAGAUCUGCACGUGGGCCAAACAGUAACCACUAUUGAUUUCCUUCAUAGGAGUCGUCACAAUGAACAACAACCAAGGACCUCCCCCUCCACCUCCGCCCCCAGGACAUUUCAGAGGACCUGGAGCUGGGCCACCAGGUGGUGGUGGUAACAGAGUCCCACCUCCACCUCCACCACCCCCGGGUCAUCCAGGUCACACUCAAGGUGCUCCGCAGCAGCAGAAGCCUCCCCCUAUGAACAAUUCGACAAGAUUGGUCGAUCUUAGACCAAAGCCGUCAGUCCCACCAAUGGACGAGGCGGCAUUCAGGAAAAUGCUCACGCAAUAUUCUGCCUUCUCUGUGAGGAAGGCCUCACCGGCGACCAUUAGGGAAGAGCCCACAUGGGCGAGGGCCGAGGUGGUGGAUGAAAGAUUGGAACAAGGUGAAAUUGCGAAGCAGAUCAAAAGGUCGAGUGAAAAGAACAAGCGAUCUGUAGCAGAGCAGAAGGCAGCUCUGGCUCCAAAUCAGCACAAGCAGGUCACAAAUCUUCUGGACGAUUUGAUAUCGCGAGAAAGGGACCCCUUCUAUACUUAUUCAUUGGCUCAAAUCGAGUUGGAGAAGCGUGAAAUUCGGCGGUCAAGCAAAGACUCGAGAAAAAAGUCGUCCAGCAAAUCCAGCACCAAACUUGAAACUACGUUGAUGAUGAUAUACGUGCGGAGGAGUCCUCUCCCGCAUAUCAAUUGCCGGCACUUUUAUGAGACCAUGGAAAAGGCUAGAGCGGAUGCAAAUCGCCCUCCUCUUCCUCCUCAGCAGCAACCACUGCCGCCGCCGCCACCUGGCCCGCUGCCUGGGCCACCAAACAAUAAAGGGGGUGGUGGAAACCCGCCUAUCGUCACAAUAAAUGGCGGAAAGAGCCCAAUUCGUGGAAAGAGUCCCAGGAGAAAGGGGCCACGACAUAACGAUUCAGCUUCGAGUUCAUCUUCCGGAUCGUCGUCGUACGACUCGGAUUCGGACUCGAUGUCAAGAACAGAUUCGUCCAUGACUUCUAUGAGUAGCAGAUCGAAGCAUGGAAGGGACCACGGACGCAGCCAUUCUAGGCGACCUCCAAGUCGAAGCUUUUCUCGUGCGCGGAGUCGUUCUCAGUCGCGUCUCCAAAAAGAAGCUCCCCGCCACCAUCAGAAGGAUUAUUAUGUUGAUGUUCGUCGAGGACCUUCCCCAGAGCCGUGGCUGCACAACAUGGCAUCCCCUCAACCCACCCGUACCAUACCCAAUGCCCCCGUGGCUACAGCCAUAGAUGCCUUCGAGGCAUACCGUCUAGGACGCAUGGAUGCAAAAGCGGAUCUUGCCGAACACCAGCCAGCGCGUGUGCCUCAUAGACCCGUUGUGGUACAGGAUCCACCGGUACGGGCUCUCACUUAUGAGACGAGACGUAAUAGUCUCGUCGAGCCUCAUCACCCUGGACCCCACCUUCCUCGUCAAUACGCCUUGGAACCUCGAUACGAAACACCUGUAGCUCCUCGUCAUAGAGAAGAAAGAUAUCAUGAGCAGCCUCGAGCUUUUGUCCCCGAAGUUCGAGACUACCGGUAUCCGGACUAUCAUCGAGGACCUCCUCGAGUGGAACAGUUUGUUUCCGACUUUCAGGACUUUCAAUCUGAUAACACCAUGCCUCGAUCUCCUUCACCACCGCCUUUCCGUGAUUUCGAUUUGCGUCGCCAGGAACGAGAUGUCGAAGAUUACCAAGAUCGAAUUCAUCGAGGAGAUGCGAGAAUAUUGCCCAUGAGGAAUUUGAGUAUUAACCCGAACCCCUUUUCACCAAUACCAGCUCUUCGACCUCAGUACUCUCCUACGCCAAGUUUCUCGUCGAGCUCCCGGGGUUGGUAACCUUUGGGUCAUGUUAUCCGUGAAAGGGGUUGGGUCGUUACGAGACGGAUUUCUUUGGUUGUAGGCACUUUUCCUUGGAGGGGGCAUUGGAUCUUUUUUGGGAUUUCCUGCGAUGCUUGAUCAGUAUUGUUCAGAUGUGUUUGGAUGGAUUGGACGGACUCGUCUAUUGAUUUCUAUUUGGUUUAAACCCAAAUCUGGUGCCUGGCGCAUGGGAAUUUUUGAUUAUUACGUUGCACAUGAUACCACACACACUUAAUGAGUUAUGUAUUGAAAUGAAAUGAUUUUCUUUGCGAAAGAGGAUAUGCUCUGAUGAACAUGAACGAGUUUCCUUCGCUGCGGCAUUAAUUGUGAUGAUACCAUUUCUGUUCAAUUAGUGACAGCUCUUGAAGAAGAAGUAGAAGAAGAAGCAAGUGUAGAUGCCACUUUGCGCGUGUCCCGGUCCUUAUAUGGUUGGCGUUCGCGUGGGAGCGUGGGAUUUACCAUGGGAUUGAAAGGACGAAGAGGGUUCCAUUGCAUCUUCCAACCAUCUGACGCUGAUGCAACACACCUCUUUGGCGAAUACCCAAAUACCCAAGUCCUCGAGCUGCCACGAGGUUCUGCAUCUAGGUAUGGUUGCGUCGGCCGCGGGGGUUGAGCAACUUCGCGCGCGAGAGGGCCAAUUGAAGAGACGCGACACGAUGAAUGGACAAUUUGCCCGUCUGGGAAAACAUCAUUGGAUGUGGAAACGGGCGAUAUCGGGAUGGAAGACGGGACGAUAUUAACACGACGAAUACUUGAUACAAAUAAGAAAAGAGAUUUCACGUGGGGAGAGAGAGAGGGAUUUCGCGCAAUGAGUGCAUUGGGGGAAGAAGAAAAAAACAAGAUGGUCGGGCGUCAUUGGCCGCGGGGCUCUUCCUUGAAUUAUCCCCCCCACCACCUCAGCUUGACAACGUCUGAAGAACCUCUCUGCUACCGCAGCAUCCCACCUUGUUUUUGAAAACUACCCUUCUACCCUACGAACCCUUUCGAAAUUCUUCAAUUAAAUUACAUUGCUUUUCGGAAAUCUGCAAUCAUGGCUCGUCAAUUCUUUGUCGGUGGAAACUUCAAGAUGUACGUGCCAGAUUUUGCUGGGAAGCGCGGGGUCGUUUGGAUGGGGAGAGCUUGGGCGGGACAGAGGGGAGUUGGAGAGAGUGAUACUGAUUUUGGUUUAGGAACUCCUCUUCUGAAGGCAUCAAGAAGAUUAUCAGCCAUUUGAAUGAUUCCAAAUUGGAUCCUAAGACUGGUGAGUUUGAGUUCUCCUUUUUUUGUCUGGUUGUGUUGUUGAGGGUCUCGGGAACUCUCGAUCAGGAGGGCAAUUUGUGAGACCCGACAACGAUAUUUUUCUACCAAAGAAAAAGAACAACGCAUAGUUAGAGACCCCUUACUGACGAAACCUUCUUACAGAGGUUGUCAUCGCUCCCCCAACCCUCUACCUCCUCCUUGCCCGCGAAGUUGCCAAGGCACCUAUCGAGGUUGCUGCCCAAAACGUGUUCGACAAGCCAAACGGUGCUUACACUGGCGAGAUCUCAGUUGAGCAUCUCAAAGACGCUGGCAUCAGCUGGACACUUCUCGGACACUCCGAGCGUCGUGUUACCCUCGCCGAGGAUGAUCAAUUCGUUGCUAGCAAGACAAAGGCCGCUCUCGAUGGAGGAGUUGGAGUUAUCUUCUGCUGUGGAGAGAGCUUGGAACAACGUGAGGCCAACGAGACUGUCAAGGUCGUUACCAGACAACUCGCAGCUGUGAAGGAGAAGGUUAGUGACUGGAGCAAGCUUGUUAUUGCAUACGAGCCUAUCUGGGCUAUUGGUACUGGAAAGGUUGCCUCUACCGAGCAGGCACAAGAGGUCCAUGCUGCCAUUCGGGAGUGGUUGAAGAAGGAGGUUAGCGAGAAGGCUGCAGAAGAGACCAGAAUCAUCUAUGGUGGAAGUGUGAGUGAGAAGAACUGCAAGGAUUUGAGCAAGAAACCUGAUAUUGAUGGGUUCUUGGUCGGAGGUGCCAGUUUGAAGCCUGCGUUUGUGGAUAUCGUUAACAGCCACUUGUGACUGCAUGGCGAUGCUAGGCUUUGAAGGAGUAGAUUAUGAGGUUGAAAAGGGCAAUGCUGCUACCUGAGAUACAUACCCACUCCAAAGAAAAUGAAUUACAAAGGCUCGGGGUUCACCUAUCUUCUCUUGGGAAAGGGAGACAUACUUCUUAUUGUCUUGCAGGAAUGGCCUUGACUUAUAAUAUGAAACUUUGUGUAGAAUGUUAUUAAAAUAUAUUGUUUCGACAGAUAAACGAAAAAGAAAAAGAACGCCCUUGUUUGGUCCAUCA
Hymenoscyphus albidus is the source of this 4778-nucleotide messenger RNA. NCBI's taxonomy places the organism in Eukaryota, Fungi, Ascomycota, Leotiomycetes, Helotiales, Helotiaceae. The record is from the annotation of a GenBank genome assembly.